Clunio marinus is the source of this 189-nucleotide messenger RNA. The record is from the annotation of a GenBank genome assembly. NCBI's taxonomy places the organism in Eukaryota, Metazoa, Arthropoda, Insecta, Diptera, Chironomidae.
AUGUCUCGGUUAAUUCACCAUUCAGCAACAUUUCUUCUUCCUAUAUUGUUCCCUAUAAAUGAGGCAAAGCGGCAGCGAGAAAGCUUUGAAGUGUGUAAUGUUAUGGAACAAAAAAAAAGAUCAAAGGAAAUUAAGUCAGAAAAAAUUAAGGUUGAAUGUUCAGAUCUACGAACUAUUUUUGGCCCUUAA